UCCAGCCAGUCAGACGCCAGAAGAGCAGAGCCAGAGCGAGCCCCCUCUGCUCUGUAACCACUGAGCUACUCUUGUCCUCCAACAGCUUCUUGGAGGAUUCAGUACAAGCACAGAGGCAGACUCGGAGAAGUGGACCUGGGGGAUCUACUGGCGUGAGCUCAGCAGCUGGUGAACUAAUGGACUAUUAUUCAUAAUUAAAACACACUGACCAACAGGUCUGCAAGUCUUGAAGUGGGCUCUUUCAAGAAAGUUGCUUCCGGGAAGGAUGUACUGGUUCUGAGGAAGCAUGUAGGGGACAGUUCUUUCUUUGACCCUGUCACUGAAUCCUGAGCUGGGGAACAGGGACUCUUUUUCACGGGGUCUGGUGUGUUGAAACUCACCAUCGCAACUCAGUGUGACCAGCGGAAUAUUCUCUGUUUGGAAUAUGAUGACUUAAAAAUGAAAACUUGUGUAAAAUAGGGAUUGUCAGAGAUUCUGUCUCACAUGCCUGCUCAGUGGGACUGUAUUUGGAAGUGCUCCUGAAAACUUGCCAUCCUGUUCAUGUGCUGUUCCCAUUAUUUUGUCCAGCAGCUGCAGUGGAACUGCAGCUUGUGUGCUCAGUGUGUGUAUCAGUGUGGGUUAUUCACAGGACUGCUAUGCAGACUGACUGGAGCCAUGCACAGACAGUUCUACUGUAACCCUGAUUCAGAGGCACAGACCAGGACCGCUCACACAGAAAGAAACAUUUAACAGCUUAGGAAAAGCUCUCUCUGAGGCUUAAUCCAGUGGGACGACUUGUGCGGAAUAGCAGAUGUUACACAGCUUUGUGUUCUAAUGUGGAUUAUUCAGGAUGCUGCUAUGCAGACAGAGUGGAUCCGCAGAAAAACUACUUGUAAAGUUAAAGUAACACUUGGCUGUGCAAGUUCAGUGCAGUUGAACAGCUUGUGUUACACUGUUGGCAGCUGAAGAUCUAGCUAGAAGGUAGGGUGUUUUCGGAAUUUAGAUUUACUGAACUAAACCCAUACUGAUUAAGAGUGUGUACUUGGAGCGUAAUGGAACUGUAAUGCUUCCAGUAAUGACUCCAGCAGGUAAACCUUUAGAGAGGUGACACCACUCAUAUAUACUGUGUGGAAAUUUGUGGAAUUGAAAUAUUUUCUUAGUCUGUACAGUUGAUAAAAACAGUUUCACUUCCAUUUUUGCAGCUUUUGUUGUUGAAGUAAUUUUUUUUUCACAUUAGCUGGUUAUUCAUACUAAUUGUUUAACAAUGAAGAAUCCUCAUCCGCUGAGUAAUACAUGGAAUAGAUCCCUUAACAAAGACCCAGUACUAAUCUCUGUGCCAAGCACUAAUAAGAAGUUCAAGAGGAAGUCCAGGGAGCCUAAAAGACUUUUAAGCAGUCCUGAGCCUGGAAGGAUGCAAACUUACCAAGCGGACAUGUCAGAUGAGGACUCGGUAGAUGACACCCAGAAGGAGGCAUAUAAUGCCGGAAGGUUUGCUCCAUUGCAGAGAGACCUGAUGAGGUCACAGGAGGCGACAGCUAGUACUGCUACAGGGAUUCUGUCAGGACUUUCAGAAGGAAACAUUGCUCCAACACAGAGUGGUGCCAUAGACAUGAGAAUUGGUAUUAACGUGCCAGCCAUCAACUCCAAACUGGUCCAGUUACCUGCCCCUUCAUUCUCUAACCUGGAGAUCUCCCACUGGCCCACAGCCAUCUCACAGCCUCUGUCCAACAGACUCAAACUGGGCCUUCGCUCCACUCUCCCUCUGUCAACGUCAAGCAGGAGCAGCCACAGUCAUUCACCUGACCACAAGACCUUCUCGCUGGAGCCCUCUCUGUCAGGCCAGGCUGCAGCUCUACCUGCACCCAGAACAUCCCAGUCCUCCCAGUGUCACGAACAUGUGGAGCACCGGUCGGAGUCACCUCAGGACUCUCCUAGGAAGCGGGUUGGGGUGAGUAGUGAUGGACCUGGGCGUCUUCCAGAGGUCAAAGCCAUCCAGCAGACCAGGAGGCUUCUGGCCAACGCCAGGGAGAGGACCCGUGUCCACACCAUUAGUGCUGCAUUUGAAGCCCUAAGGAAACAGGUGCCAUGUUACUCCUAUGGGCAGAAGCUAUCCAAGCUGGCUAUAUUACGUAUCGCUUGCAACUACAUCCUGUCUCUGGCUCAGUUGGCUGAGAUGGACUACAGUCCAGACCACAGCAGUCUGAGCUUCUCUCAGUGUGUGGAGCAGUGUACCAGGACCCUGCAGGCCGAGGGCAGAAGCAAGAAGAGAAAGGUUGGAAGGAUAGCAGAGGAUGUGUAAUUUUUUUUGUUUACAAUUACAAGAAUCUCCUUACUGAUACUGACUGCAUCUCAACAUCAUCACACAACCAGACCCAGGCUCAACUCAUCUGCUGUACUGGGUUCAACAAAGAAGUAUGUAAGAGUGCAAGAGCCACUUCCACGGAGAACAACCAUGUUCACUACCUUAACGUGUGACAUGGAAAAGAACAGAACCACAGAAUGUAAAACGCCAAAUGCAAUACAGAUUAACAAAAAACAUGUCUGAUGUUGUUUGCCGCCAUUUUGCCUGUACGACAUGCUUGGAUGGAAAUAGCUAGCUAGUGAUGUUGCUGAUGAUAACUAAUAGUAAACUUCAGUUCUGUCAUUUGGACUAAAUACAAUACCUGUGUGUUAUUUCCCAAUAAGAUAGAGUUGACGGUGUUCAUAUAAAACUAUACUUCAUACACUGAAUCUUUUCAUGUUAAUCUUAUGUUCUUGUAACCAUGUUGUAUAUUACUUUAAGAAAUAUAAGUCAGUGUCUUGGUUCCUGAUACUAAUUUAGAAUCAAUAGUUAAACUGUUGAGUAAAUGGUUUUCAGAGUGAACAUCGGAUUCCCACUAAUUUGACAGCUGGAUUGUUUUUGCAAAUCUUGUCUCCAACAUCGAAAGUACUGAUGUCUAGAUGUCAUUAUCGAAACAUCUUGCCAUUAACUUUGUUUUUCCCCCACAAUCAUCCAUCCAAUAUCAAUGCUGCUUUAUCCUGGAGCCAAUUCCAGCUGACAUUGGCUGAGAGGCGGGGUUUACCCUGGACAGGUCUCCAGCAUAACGCAGGGUCAACACAGAGACGAAUCAUUCACACCUAUGGUCAAUUUAGAGUUUCCAAUUAACCUAAAACCAAUUUGCAUGUCUUUGGUCGGUGGGAGGAAGCCAGAGUACCCACGAUUGCCAUUUCAUUGUUCAUACCAUAAAGUCAUAAAUCCUUGGGAUAGGUGCAUUUUUCUGCCAAAAUUAAAACUUUCAUUUUGCUCACGUUAUUUUUUAUUUUUUGCCAGUUAGAGAAUUUGGAUCCACACGUCUCUCCACUAGCUUCAUAUGCAGGCACCCGUAUUUUAAAUCUUGCUUGGCAUUCAGUCUGAACUCACCUUGAGAGAGUGAAGACUGGAGAUGAGCAAAUUGUGCAACACCACCACCCUCACUUCUUGCCUGUCGGAAGCUAAAAGUAGCUUUCUUUACGCCAGUCAUGGUGUAAACAUACAGCUCGUAAGAAAGGACAAAUUGGCCAUGAAAAUUUCUGAUGCAAAAGUCACUAUGGCAAAAUUUAUGUUGCAACAGAUAUUUCGCUUUUAGGCUCACAGCAUUCAGUUGGUCAGUGAUGAUGAACAUUGUUAGAUGAUGAAUUUACAGGACAUGAAAUAAACAAACAUUUAUAAAAAAUAUUUUGACCAGUGUUUUUAUUUGAAUAUUUUCGAACAGUGAAAUGAAUGAAUAACCUUGUUAUCCGAUCUAAAUGUUCUCUUUACGGUACUCACAUUACAGAAAGACAUUUCUAGCAGAUCUGGGGGUUUGGAGUUCAUUUGUCCAGGCCUUUGAGAUAACAGUAUGUGUCUAAGAUGUCUGCAUCUACCCAAAUGAAAAUGUCAGUUCCAUUGCAUUGCAGUGUCAAAACAAAAAUCUGAAACUAUCGGUACCACUGACCCUUGACUUUAUCACACUGUUAAUCCAGGUGUAAGAUGCUGUGAGGACAGUACACAAUAUGUUCAGGCUUAUUGUGUGUUAAUACAGUGCAGCUAUGAAACCAUACACAUAAGCUGUAAACCUAAACAUAAAGUCAACUGAAGCACAGUGCAGGUAUGUCUGCCUACAGCAGGUAAAACACUAUCUGUGCUAUUGGUGGGAAUAAAUUAUUUGUGUGUGAAUUGAAGAGUAAAUGCAGUGUGUUUACACUGAAUGUGUAAUGUCUGAUGCAUGAUGGAAAUGGUGGAAUAAUAAUAAACCAUCACUUAGUAAGUUGUGUAUUUUGUAUGUAGAACCAUCAUACUUUGUUUGAAGCCAACUGCUGAAAUCAGCAGCCUGUGUGCCCCCACAUUCACUGACAAAUUUAAGGAUGUACUGUAAAUGUCAAAGUUAGAAGUAAAAAUGUGUUUGCACGCUAGUCGGUGAAUGUGAACUGUCGUGUGAAGAGAUUUUAGUGGAUGUCAAGAAUGUCCUGACAUCAACUGUCAAGACUGCAGUGUAUUUGCCAUUUGGCGAAUAAUUUUAAUAUGCAUCAUUCAGAAAAGAGUGGUUUCUUGUAGGCUGCAUCUCUAAAUGUACUUUUAAUACAA
Scophthalmus maximus (turbot) is the source of this 4561-nucleotide messenger RNA. RefSeq names its product atonal bHLH transcription factor 8 (gene atoh8). Gene Ontology annotation, molecular function: protein dimerization activity; DNA-binding transcription factor activity. The coding region runs from base 1244 to 2278 and encodes 344 amino acids. The transcript has 4 exons. NCBI's taxonomy places the organism in Eukaryota, Metazoa, Chordata, Actinopteri, Pleuronectiformes, Scophthalmidae. The record is from RefSeq and is a predicted model, not a curated record.